CCAUGAUAAAACUGGUUCAGCCCAAUGCACUGACCACUUCCUAUCAGUCACUGUGUUUUUUUACUGUAUACAUUAAAAACAACUUUUUACAUUCGUUGACUGCGAACAGCAUCGCCAAAUGCUCUUGUUUCACGUGAUGCCGGUUCGCAAACGCCUCAACCUCGAACCUGCAGAUCAAUAUCACCAGCCUGCAUGCAAUAGUACAGCAGUUCGCACACAUAUGCACUCCGAGCCUUAUCCACCGAACCAUAAUGCUGCUACUCCCGCUGCUGCAGCUCGGUAUAACAAACCGCCACUCACCUUGACAUCCGCGUAUACCCAGCGCCAGCAGCAGCCAGCCCGUGGAUAUCGCAAUCUAUUUUGCCAUGCUUCGUUUCUCAUUUCCCCUUUCCCUCUCCAUAUUCAAUUAUUCUCCGGCUGAGCCUGGACCCUCAUUCUAACCGUAUCCAAUCUACUGGAGCAAGCAACCACACUGAAAAGAAACGCCCCGUCUCUGCAGCCCUGACUCUUGUUUUUCUCUCUAUCCACAGGCGCACGCUGCCGUCCGCGGCCAAUGCUUGUCUCAAGUGGCGUAUUGCCAACUCCACUGCCAUGCGAAAACUAUUGACAGCCCUCCAUCUUCAGCUGCCCCCUGGACGCUGGCUGGAUUUAGCCGCGAUAAAGAACACCAGUGUUCGGGGCCGAAGGGGCACGCCACUGUGUGUGCUCCAGAAGCGUUCCAGAAGGACGUUUGGCGUGGCGCGCCCUAUUUUCCGGCUGUCUUGCUGUUUUGGGGAAGUGAGCCCCGGGUCCCGCGUCGUUUCCUUUCAAUGCUAUAGGCGAGGCGUUUCAGCAACGCCACGUCUACGCCCACUGUGAUUUUUUUUCAGGCUGGUGGCGGGACGAACUGCAGGACCACCCGAGGAUAUGUGUAUUCGUAUUUAUGCUGAGGGUAUCCCCCCCGGCGUGUGCCGUGAGGUUGGAGAGAUGCUUGUUCUUGUGAUGCUUGAUUUGGUGUUGCGCGCUUGUAUUCCCUAAGAAACGACUUCUCGCCCAUUGACUAUAUCUGCUCCACCCGACAACACAGAAAAUGGCACAUGAUAGAGGGCCACAGGUGCUCGGUGUGCUCAUCUCGCUGCUUGUGACAUCCGUGGUAACCGGCGCGCUCCGAUUCUACACACACGGCGUCAUUGUGCGGCGGUUUUUCGCCGAAGACUACUUGACGCUAGUAUCUCUGAUUCUUUAUGUUGUAUACACAGUCUGGGGCUGCUUGGCGGUCCAGUAUGGCCUUGGCCAGCACAAUGAGGAUGUAGCCCCGGAGAGUAGGCCGACGGCCAUCAUGUAUCGCUGGCUAGCGUCACUACUAUAUAUCGUCAUAUCACUGCUUACAAAAUGGAGCGUCGGCUUGUUUUUGCUGCGCAUCUGCCCGCGUAAGCGCUGGCGCCAUAUCACCAUCUGGACGAUCCUCGGCUUCGUCACAGUUUUCAGUAUAUUAUACUUUGUCUUUGACCUUAUCAGCUGCCAACCGAUAGAGUACGAGUGGACACGAUACAAUCCUGUCCCAGCUGAGGGCACCUGCAACGCGACAGGCUUUGCCACUGUCACGAUAUACAUUUCAUCGGUGCUCAACAUUAUUGCCGACUGGGUGCUUCCGGCACUGCCGGCAUCAUUAGUAUGGAAGUCGCAGAUGGAGCCGCGUGUUAAGGUGUCCGUCAUUGCGCUUUUAGCGCUGGGAUCCAUUGCGUCUAUAGCGACGAUUGUCCGUAUUCCGUAUGCCGACGGCAUUCUGGACAAUCCUAAUUAUCUGUACACUUCUACAGACAUUUGCAUCUGGAGUACAGUUGAGAUUGGUGUGGCACUGACUGCGACGUCGCUGGCCACACUGAAGCCGCUGCUGCGCAAGCUCCGACUGUUCAACCUCUCCGAGGUAAUGAGCUAUGGAUCAGCAAGCAAUAGACAGACGAGAGACCAAAAUGGAAACUCGACAAAGCGGGCAUCCCAUCACGUCAAGUCGUUUAGUCACGGCAACAACCUCGUGACGAUAUCGGCAAACCCACAGAUCAAAGAGAACUGGGGCAAGAAGAUUAUGAAGCGCGAAUCUAUGGAGCUGUCUCUAGUGCCUGCUAGCGACGUAGAAAGUAACAAAAGCCUUACAGAUAAGCGGUCCUGGCUGGAUAUGUAAGCAGCUGGUAGAGAUCACGGCCUCCUUCGACUAAAGCAACACGUUUACACUAUUCACAUUACAUACACAAUAUGAUUAUAAUUCCUGAACAUUCCAGCAUCCCG
[Torrubiella] hemipterigena is the source of this 2265-nucleotide messenger RNA. Lineage: Eukaryota; Fungi; Ascomycota; Sordariomycetes; Hypocreales; Clavicipitaceae. The record is from the annotation of a GenBank genome assembly.